AGCCCCACAGACCCACAUCAAAUACGCUUGUUGUUGCGCGUUCGCUGUUCGCUUGUGCUUAGACAGCUGACUGCCCCCGAACGCUGCAGAGUUCAUUUUAACUUGCAAACCACAUGGCAACGUCUGGAUAUGUAUAUAAUCACGAUCAAACGGGUUCCUGUAGACAGUUGCAUACCAUAUGAUUACUUUUUGUAGGCUAGUGUGUCACAACGUUGAAACUAUUGCAUGAAUUCGGGUCAGAAAUAUGUCUGAAAUGUCAUAUCUUGCACUGCGACAGUAUCCAGUACGACUUUAAUAAGCAUUUUAUGAAGAGGUUUUGCGUAACGAUUAAAAGAAUAGUUCAUAUAGGCGCGAUAGAUUAUCACCGACCCCCUUCCUUGAGAUCUCAAACAUCACAUGACAAAGCUUCAAGGGCUCCAUCCUGUCAGGUUGUCAUGGGAACUGUGUAUCCCUCCCCACUCUGCACUGUGGUCCCUCUGGAGAAGAAUGCUGCGCACCUCCAAUUCCCGCGGUGCGUGGCUGAAAACAGACCCGAUCUCUCCCAGCACAUUAGAUAACAUCACAUUGGGAACCCGCAUCCACGGAACGUGUGAGGCAGCAGGCGCCUGUGUCUCUCUAAACAAAUUGCAGUGCCACAGAGUGUGGAGGCUGAGGACGAGGACAAACACAUCUCAUUUAGAUUAAUGAGAGGCUGUGAACUUGGCCACCAUAUGUUAUGAUCACGCUGUUUAAGGAGUGGCUUUUUUUCUUACAGCAUGAACAAUAUAAUUUCACCAAGGUGGCGCGUUCGGGUCUCUUAUUAUUCCAGCCACCGUGCAAUAUUAAAAUUCCCACACAUUUAAUUCUGUAAAUGCAUGGUGGCAAAUGCAGGCAAGUGAGUACACACCCUAGAAUACAUGAUAUAGACCUCAAACCAACUUCACCUGCUCUGAAACUUGUGCAAAUUACACUGGAUGAAAUGCUCAUUUUGUGCAUCGCGGUUAUUUCGCUGUUCGUUUUAAUCGCUUGUUUGCUCGACCUCACGCACGCCGGCCCCGAAAACAAGAGUGGACGCUGCAAGUGCAGAGAGUGGAGUGCAUGUGAAAGCCCUCCUGUGUGUGUCGUAGUCCUCGGUUCACCUGCAGGAGGAGCUGUGGCUCGCUGCUGCCUACUGUGGAGCAGAGGAGAGAGAUGCCUCUUUCUUUUUUUUCUUCUUCUUUUUUUUUCUCCCUCCUUCAGUGGCAUGAAUAAUAUCCCCAGAGCUGCAGAGAGAGCACAUCAAGAGGCAAGCGGGAAGUGGAGAGAGACAGCAGCCAGUGUGACAGAUUAGAGCGUGGCACAACUUGUCUCCCUGACUGCACUGUGGGCUGGGGAAAGAGAGCAAGUGCACCAAAGUGUCAGGAUAGGCUGCACAGACUCUCACACGCACCUACACACACACACUCAUAUAGAGAUCCCUCAGCCUGGCUGCACCAGAAGAAGUUCAGAGGGGGAGACUGACCUCAAGAAGGUGGUCUAGUGGAGGUUUUUUCGUGUGUGGAUUCACUAAGAGUGGUCAUGGCUUUCCUCAGCCUGAGGCGUCUGGUCCUGUAGAGGAGUUGUGUUGUGUUUCCCCCCCCCCCCGCUCCCCCGUCCAGAAGAACUUGACUCGCGCUGCCAGCCUGAGCUGAGGAUGGAGAAGCUGUCGGGGAAGGACAAGGAGCUGAUCCGCGGCAGCUGGGAGAGCCUGGGCAAAAACAAAGUUCCUCACGGUGUCGUCAUGUUUUCCAGACUGUUCGAGCUGGACCCGGCGCUCCUCAGCCUUUUCAACUACAACACAAACCAUGGCUCCACACAAGACUGCCUGUCCAGCCCCGAGUUCCUGGAACACGUCACCAAGGUGAUGCUCGUGAUCGAUGCGGCCGUCAGCCACCUCGACGACCUCCCCUCCUUGGAGGACUUCCUGCUCAACCUUGGGAGGAAGCAUCAGGCCGUGGGAGUCGACACGCAGUCAUUUGCCGUGGUGGGUGAGUCCCUGCUCUACAUGUUGCAGUGCAGUCUGGGCCAGGCCUACACGGCACCGCUGCGUCAAGCCUGGCUGAGCAUGUACAGCAUCGUGGUGGCAGCCAUGAGCCGGGGGUGGGCCAAGAACGGCGAGGACAAGGCCGACUGAGGCACUCAGCGGGGGGGGGAGGAGGAGGCUGCUGAGCAAUUGCUCUCAAAUCACUCAACCACGGUUGCCAUGGAAUAAGGUUGUGUAACUUGCAGCGUUGUGGCUCUGGCUGUGACACAUUUGCUCUGUGACGGUGGCGUGUGUGUGGGGGGGGAGGGGGUCACGCGGUUUCGUGGACAGCACGGCGUGUGCUUACCUUUGCGUUGACCCACGGCAGAGUUUGCGGUGAGAAUCCGAGCGCGCGCGGUUUGGUUUUCGACCAGAGCUCCUCACACUGAGAAACAGGACAGCAGCUUAGUCUCUCUGUAUGUAAUGGCUUCGAUAUAUAUAUAUAUAUUUAUGUAUAUAUAGUCAAAUGAUAGCAAGUGACUGUCGUGAAACUUUGUGACGUGUAUCCUAAACCAGUUUGCACAUUUGUGAAAACAGUAGCUGUUCUAUUUACGCGUCAUACACCAACAAUUCAAACUGUGACACAAUUACUGUGGCCAGCACGGCAGCUCUCUAUCAAACUGGUACACAGUGAUUUUUUAUUUUUUUUAAACCUCUUUUAGCGUUGGACAUUUAACCGACUCAUAAUAAGCGACGCGAAAUGCAGAAAUGACAAGAACUGUUACACUCUGAUAGCUUUCUUCGGUGAUCCAUGACUGUUACGGUGCGUGUGAUGCUCUCCCCUGUAGAGGUUGUUCGUAUUUCAAUAGGCUUCAAGCUGACUGUUAAACUCUUAAACUUAUAGACUGUUAUGUGACCUCUAAAGUGACGGGCGGAAGUGUAACAUUUUUUCGUUCCUCUGCGUUUUCCGGUCUGUGGUCGUUGUUUUUUCGUCGUACUGUACAUACUCGUUUAUUUGGGUGAUGAUUGUUUACUGUGCCGUUUCCUCGGAGAUAAGCAGAGCGGCGUGCGUCGCUCCAACACAGAGUGGAUUUACCUACAAAACAAACACACGCAGACACUGUGUGGUGAAACCUACCCGAUAUAUGUGUGUAUUAUUAUUGUUAUUAUAAUAAUUGCUGCCAUAAGACUGUAUGCUGUACCCUCGGCUGUUAUUUACAUCCAUAGUCAUACUGCCAAGUAACUUAGCAACAGUGUGCCAAGUAUUAGAUAAUAACCAUACAACUGUAAAUCCAAGCUGCUGAUACGUGGUUUUUAUCGCUUUAGUCUUUGAGUUUUACAUUUUAAAAGGUUUAUUUUUAUAUCCUGAAAUGGACGCGUUGGUUAGUGUUGAGUAUUGACUGUUUUACCCCAAAUGUGAUGUACAGCAUAUAUUAAAUAUAUACAUAUAUAUAUAUAUAUGUAUAAAACUAAUUGCUUUGAGGCUGAUUUUAUUUAAUCUAUAUACAGUAAGAGAAAUACUAUCAAUAGAAUAAAAGCAGAGCUUUCUAUUGGACUAUUUUACGAGGACUUUCCAGCCCGCAGGCAUAUUGUUUGUUAACUUAUUGUGUAGGUGGUGUGUAUUCUUUUCUAGUGAUUCUAUGCAGGAUGUUGUUCUUUAAUUUCACCUGACAUUGGAUUCCCCCCGUUGUUGCAUCCAGCUCUGUACACACUGUAUUGGGCAUGUCACUGUCUACCUCAUUAGACUUCACCUAAACAACAACAACAACAACACAUGAUGAACACAAACAGAUGCUCUUUGUAAACCAGAUUCCACCCCACUCAAAAAACGUGUCGUGUCCUUACUUGAGACUAAAUAAAGUGGAUGUUUUGUUGCUACACAA
Molecule: messenger RNA, 3843 nt
Organism: Solea solea (common sole)
Lineage: Eukaryota; Metazoa; Chordata; Actinopteri; Pleuronectiformes; Soleidae
Gene: ngb
Product: neuroglobin
Exons: 5
Coding region: 1652-2131 (159 amino acids)
Molecular function (GO): oxygen binding; heme binding
Source: RefSeq, a predicted model, not a curated record